AGCAUCGCAGGAUUCGUUUGGGCUUUCAUUUGGGGUUUAACAGUCACUGGGACGGUAGCGCGCGCCGAGACAAAUUUUCCCAUAAUAUCAAAAAAUCCCGACAAAAAUCCGAAAGUAAAAUAUCUCGGGAUGAUAUUUAGUUUCUUCUCUUAAUUUGUAUUGCCCCGGCAACGUUUGUGGAAAGUUUAAGCUAAACUUUAAAUCGAAUUAAGCGCCGCCAUUCAGAAAUCAAAAGAUUCAACAUUCAAAAUAUUUAAAAAGUAAAUAACAUGCAUCUGUGAGUGGGGACUUUCGGCGAAACAGCAGCGGAAGGAGGGACGGAAAACGGCAAAGGGCGUGCAAGGCAGAAUAACGGUUCCUGGCGGAGUGUGUGUAAAAAUGUGCUUGGUGGCGUACGACAAAAGAAACGGGAUGCGAGUGCGAAAUUAAAAUUAAAUUCACACAAAUUUAUGCGCGAGGCGCGUGUUAUAGCGAAUCCUGGGCCUUUGGAAAUUUGCAUCGUUGACGAGGCGGAAUAAUGAAUCGAUGACUAUUUGCUGCUGAUACGGCCACAUCUGCCAGCUGUCUUGGGUCGCCCCUCUCACUCUCACUUACUAGCGUUAUCCUGGGAGCCCCAAAGAACAACAACAACAAAAAUCAGACUCCUUGCCCGAGGCCCAGCUUGCAACUCGAACUCCAACCGAGAGACCAUUCGAACUCAAACCGCAGCGAACCUCAUACCAAAAAGUCUGCGCAGGAAAGAGCGAGAGAGAGGGAGUGCGCCAAAGGACUCUCCGCCGGCUGUGGGAGUGGUAGAGGAAAAGGACGAGGCGGGAGACGGAAGUGGUGACAUCUGUUUUGCCGCUUUGUCAGAUUGCGGAUGCUGCUGCUGCCGAACACGAACGAACACGAACGAGCACGAACGAACAAGGAGCACAACGUGAACAAGUGUGGAAAUUGGAAUUUUUAUUCAAAACAAUGCCCCUGCUGCAACAGUACGACACGCCUGAUUGCUCUGGAUCUGGUGGCAACAUGCGAGCUUUGAGCGGUGGCUCGAUCAGCUCCUACUUGGAGCACCAGCAGCAGCAGCAGCAACAUCAGUUGCAACUGCAGCACCACCAACAUCAACUCCUCGACAGAUCCAACGACGAUGGAUUGAUAUCCUUCAUUAAUGAUCCAAUCACACUGAACGAUCUACUCGGCCUGUGCGGCAGUGGUGGCAAUGGAGUCGUCGGUAUUGGCCAAAACCCCUCGACAUCGGCCACGUCACUUGGAGGAAGUGGAGCGGCAAACGGAGGAGCAGGAGUAGCUACAACCGGUGGAACAACAACUGGAGUGGGAGGAGGAGGAGGAGCAGGAGGAAUGGGGCAAGGACCAGGAGGAGUCGGAGGACAAACCACCGCCACCACGGGCAACCCAUCCGCCAGCUUCGGUGGCAACGGCAGCAGCAGCGAAGUGAACAAUCUGCUGCUCGCCAGUGCGGCAGCCGCUGCUGCUGCCGCUGCCGCCGCGGCUGCCGGCGAUGGCGUUCAACUGUCCGCCAAUGCGGCGGUCUACGCUCCGCUGACUCCGAGCUCCACACAGUCCUCGGCCUCGCCGGGCACCAAGUCCAGCUUUGACUACUUCCAGUUUGAAAAUGUUGCACAAAGUAACCCACUUAAGGCUUUCCAAAGAACAAACAUCAGCUUCGAUUGCUCUGCACCCUUAUCGCCAAGUACGCCUACAUCUAUUUACAAUCGCUCCUUUCACAGUUCACCUUUAGUCAGCGAUAGCAGCAACUCCUCGAGUGGCAAUGGCCUUUCCAUGGACUCCAUCAACAUGCUGUACCAGCAGCAGCAGCAACAACAACAGCAUCCACAGAAUCAGCAGAAUUACACCAGCCUGGGAAACUGCACUGGCAGCGGAUUGGGACUCAGCCUGGCGAACGCCUCCACGCGCUCCAACUCGCCAGAGAGCCAGAACAGCGGACAGUCCAUAAGCGAGCCCAAUCUACUGGACAUGAUUAAUUUGUUAUCUGUGAAUAGCAACAAGCUGGCCUCCAUGCAGCAGCAGCAACAGCAUCACCACCACCAACAGCAGCAACAACUCCAGCAACAGCAGCAACAACAGCUGCAGCAACAGUAUGUCAACCUGAACAGAAACUACGAGCAGCAGAUGGCCGCCAAUGGAGGUGGACAGCAGCAUGGUUUCGAGCACAACGGCGUGGGAACUGCCAGCGGAAGCAGCGACAAUGGGAUGAGCCACUAUACCCUAGAGAACCUAGCAAGCGUGGAUAUGGAACUGGCCAAGUUGCAGAAUCUACAGCGCAUCAACACGCUGAAGCUGCUGCAGGCCCAAACCCAGCAGAUGCCGCUGAUCAACCAGCUUUUGCAGAGCUACGCCGGCACCACAAUGGGCAGCGUGACGGGGAGCAAUCUCAGCAGCCUGAUGAGCAUGGGAUCGACCAGCGGCAUGUCGGAAAUGACGGGAGUCAGUGGCGGCAGCGGGCCAACAAACGAUGGCCAUCUCGAUCGCGUGGCCAAGUUCCAUAGGAGUUCGGCCGCCCUGUGCGACGCCACCUGCACCUGGAGCGGACAACUACCGCCGCGCUCGCACCGCAUGCUCAACUAUUCUCCCAAGGUUUUCCUCGGCGGCAUUCCCUGGGACAUUAGUGAGCAGUCGCUCAUCCAGAUCUUUAAGCCAUUCGGUUCCAUCAAAGUUGAGUGGCCCGGCAAGGAGCAGCAGGCUGCGCAGCCCAAGGGCUAUGUCUACAUAAUCUUCGAGUCUGAUAAACAGGUUAAAGCUUUGCUGUCGGCCUGCGUGGUCCAGGUAGAUGAUUCGCAUAGCGGAAGCAACUUUUUCUUUAAAAUAUCUUCGCGUCGCAUCAAGUCCAAGGAUGUUGAGGUUAUUCCGUGGAUAAUCGCCGACUCGAACUUUGUGCGUUCGAGCUCCCAGAAAUUAGACCCAACGAAAACCGUAUUUGUGGGGGCCCUGCAUGGAAAACUGACUGCUGAGGGCUUGGGAAAGAUCAUGGACGAUCUUUUCGACGGAGUUCUGUAUGCAGGUAUCGAUACGGACAAGUACAAGUACCCGAUCGGAUCGGGUCGUGUUACAUUUAGCAACUUUCGCUCCUACAUGAAGGCAGUUUCGGCCGCCUUCAUUGAGAUUCGUACCACGAAGUUUACCAAGAAGGUUCAAGUGGAUCCUUACCUGGAGGACGCUUUGUGCUCGAUAUGUGGAGUGCAGCACGGCCCUUACUAUUGUCGGGAAUUGUCGUGCUUCCGAUACUUUUGCCGGAGCUGCUGGCAGUGGCAGCACAGCUGUGACAUCGUCAAGAAUCACAAACCCUUGACUCGCAACUCCAAGUCGCAGAGCCUGGUUGGCAUCGGCCCGGCGUCGUCGACUGUUUCGAUGGCCUCUUCUAGCCACAGUAUUAAUGGCGACAACAAGAUGGGUCACAACAUGCAUUCUCAUCACCACCACCAGCAGCAGCAGGAACACCAUCAGCUUCAGCAGCAUUCGCAGCCUCACAAUCUCAACACAAUGGGAAACUCGAGCGCACCGAGUGUGGCCGCAAGAUCAAUCUACAACUUCCGGCAGCAGCAGCGACAACAUCAGAAGCAGCAAUUGCAGCAUCAGGCGAUCUAGACUGCUACAGCUUUUAUCCGCAACGUUUUAACGGAUACUUUGGUCUUUUAGGCAACGUAGAGAAAAUGGCGCAUACGUUUUGCAGACGGUUUUCUGGGCACCAAUGAAGACCCGGGCUGAUCAUCGUCAUUAUCAUUGUGAACACAGUUUUAUUAAUGUGUGUAUAUUAGAUCGGUACGAUAUGAAGCUUA
Drosophila ficusphila is the source of this 3797-nucleotide messenger RNA. It is a transcript of the gene orb, whose product is annotated as cytoplasmic polyadenylation element-binding protein 1. Gene Ontology annotation, cellular component: cytoplasm; synapse; neuron projection. Gene Ontology annotation, biological process: negative regulation of cytoplasmic translation. NCBI's taxonomy places the organism in Eukaryota, Metazoa, Arthropoda, Insecta, Diptera, Drosophilidae. Gene Ontology annotation, molecular function: ribosome binding; translation factor activity, RNA binding; mRNA 3'-UTR binding. The transcript is spliced from 10 exons. Bases 958 to 3606 code for a protein of 882 amino acids. The record is from RefSeq and is a predicted model, not a curated record.